This is a messenger RNA of Bacidia gigantensis, 702 nucleotides long. RefSeq lists its product as uncharacterized. The record is from RefSeq and is a predicted model, not a curated record. The transcript has 2 exons. NCBI's taxonomy places the organism in Eukaryota, Fungi, Ascomycota, Lecanoromycetes, Lecanorales, Ramalinaceae. Bases 1 to 702 code for a protein of 233 amino acids.
AUGAAGUUGCCGAUCUUGCCUGAACGCGUGACUUAUGAUCAAUUGAUAGCAAAAGUCAAUAACUAUGAGCGAAUUGUCCCCUCAAACCUACAGGAGCUAGACAAUUUUCGCGUCAAAGAGCUUCCUGGAAUUCUCCAUCAGCGCCAAAGUUCUGGGGGCGCUUUCUUGGAGAAGGAAGAGGCGACGAAAUUGCUCAAUUGGAAGCUGUAUGUAUUGUUCCUACUACUUGCUUCCAAUAGUGACGAGGUCAUUCGCGCCAUCACUAAAGACGCCUUCUCAGCCUACACCGCGAACCCUUCUGACCCAAUCAAGCCCUUGGAAAGUAUAGCAAAAUUAAAAGGUGUUGGACCUGCAACUGCGUCGCUCUUGCUCUCGUGCUUCGAUCAUGAGAACAUCCCAUUUUUCAGCGAUGAGAUGUUUCGUUGGAUCCACUUCGAAGACGCUGGCGUCAAGGGCUGGGACCGUAAAAUUGGAUAUACGAUGAAGGAAUACAAGUCGUUGCUUGGAAAAGUUAGUGACCUGAGGACGAAGCUGAAGGACGGUGAAACAAUCGUGACAGCUCUAGAAAUUGAGCAAGCUGCUACUGUCAUUUUCAGCGAGCGAAUGAAGCAACCGCUUGAAGAGUCAUUGGGAAAUGAGGAAGAGGAGGCUUCAAAGCCAUCAAGUUCGAAGAAGAAAAGGACUGUCAAGCAUCCAAAGUGA